AUACGCGCGACCGAGUCGAAUUUGCGACACAUAACGGUACAAUUAAAGCGUGAUUAUAUCAGUUAAUCACAGCAGUGAAUGAAAACGUCGCGUGUUAUGCGCAAUAACCCUGGAAACGCUGCAUUUGUUCGCUGCAAAGUUGUUAAUGAUCAUUGGCACUGGUUUGCUGGAGCUGCUGUUGAAACAUUGAAUCCGCAGUGAAUGUACAUCAGCUCGUGCUGUUUCACCUUUUACCACAGGUGGAGCAUGAGUGUGGAGUCGAAGUUCUGCUGCGAUGCGUGCUAUUGGCUGUAGGAUGAACCUGCCUGCAGUGCUGAAUGGCUUGCUGGUGUCAGUGGUGGCAGCCUUGCUCUGGAAGUAUGUUCGCCUGAUUGAACACACAUCACAGUUGGAAGAGGAGCUACAUCUCACACGGCAAUCACAGGAGUUCUCACAGGUACAAAUAGACUACCACGGCGCCCUGUUAGCACUCCAAGAGCAUGGCACCAGAAUGGUCUGCACUGGCAAGAUGCACACUGACCGCAUCUGCCGCUUUGACUACCUCUGCUACUGCACAGAGGCAGAGGAGUUUGUAUUCUUCCACAGUAAUGCCUCUGUGAUGCUGCCCAAUCUUGGACCUCGUCGUUUCCAGCCUGCCCUUCUAGACCUCUCCUCUGUUGAGGAUCACAACACUCAGUACUUCAACUUUCUGGAGCUCCCAGCUGCAGCUCUAAAGUUCAUGCCUAAGCCUGUGUUUGUGCCAGACGUCACUCUCAUUCUGAACCGAUUCAACCCUGAUAACCUCAUGCACAUCUUCCAUGAUGAUCUUCUGCCUAUUUACUACACAAUGCAGCAGUAUUCAGACUUGGAUGAUGAGGGCAGGCUUGUCUUCAUGGAGGGUUGGGGUGAGGGAGCUCACUUUGAUCUCUACCGCUUGCUGAGCAGUAAGCAACCACUACUCAAGGAGCAAUUGAAAGCCUUUGGCAAACUCAUGUGCUUCACCAAAUCUUAUGUGGGAUUAUCAAAGAUAACAACGUGGUACCAAUAUGGCUUUGUACAACCGCAAGGACCCAAAGCCAACAUUCUGAUUUCAGGCAAUGAAAUUCGUCAAUUUGCUUCGUUUUUGAUGGAGAGGCUUAACAUCACGAGACAGGAGAAGAUGGACAAUGAUGAUUACAUUGUAGUUUUUAAACGUACAACUAACAGGCUCAUUCUUAAUGAGGCCGAACUUAUUCUGGCUUUAGCCCAAGAUUUUCAGAUGAGGACUGUCACUGUGUCUUUGGAGGAUCAGUCGUUUGAUAACAUUAUCCAAAUUAUUAGCGGGGCAUCUAUGUUGGUUAGCAUGCACGGAGCCCAGAUGAUCACCUCCAUGUUCUUGCCACGUGGUGCUGCUGUGGUCGAGCUCUUCCCAUACGCUGUAAACCCAGAGCAGUACACGCCCUACAAAACCUUGGCCUCUUUACCUGGCAUGGACCUUCAGUAUGUCACAUGGAGGAAUACCUUUGAAGAGAACACGGUUACAUAUCCUGAUCGCCCCUGGGACCAAGGUGGCAUCAUCCACUUGGAGAAAGAGGAACAAGAACGUAUCCUCGCCAGCAAGGAGGUACCAAGACAUCUCUGUUGUCGUAAUCCAGAGUGGCUUUUUCGCAUUUACCAGGACACUACAGUGGACAUUCCCUCCUUUCUGGAUGUACUCAGAGAGGCUCUGAAAUCCAAGACUAAUCUUAAGAAGGCCAAAGUAGCUAUCACAAUACAUCCUGGUCGUGUCAGAGAGCCCAAGUGCCAGACUUCAGUACAGGCCACUAAUGAAGCAAAGCUCUCAGUAUCGUGGCAGAUCCCGUGGAACCUGAAGUACCUGAAAGUUAAAGAGGUGAAAUAUGAAGUGUGGAUCCAGGAGCAGGGAGAGAACACAUAUAUGCCUUACAUCCUUCCCCAUCAAAACUAUACCUUUUCAGAGAACAUCAAACCCUUUACCACUUAUCUAGUGUGGGUGCGUUGUAUCUUUAAUAAGAACCUUCUGGGCCCCUUUGCAGAUGUUCUUAUAUGUAAAACCUGAUUCAGUAAUCAGAACUCAAAUGUUACACUGUUGUUAACGAACCCAGUGGAGAAUUAAUCAUAGGAUUAUUUCUACGGAGCUAUCCUGAGAAUGAAAUGGUGUGACAUGGGUGAUUUUUCAAUCUCGGUUGAUAUUUUCACUUGAUUUUUCUUCAUGGUCCUUGUGAAGCAUUACAGAACCGAGUGAAAAGUAACUGCACUGCAAUGAAGGAUGGAAGAGAAUGCAAUCUACAGAAUUGGCAAAGCAUUUAAAUUUCAGUUCACCAUCCAAGGAAAGUUCUCAUUGGUUUUAUAUAUUUAGAAAUGUAGUGUAUUUUGUGGUUUCUAUUUGUAUUUAUAAGUCUUUGACAUCUGCUUUUGUUGAGAGACUGCAAACUUUGGCAUAUUUCAAGACUUAAUUGACUUGAACUGGAUUUUAUGUGACUGACUGUGUCCUCUCAUUCCCAAGGUUUUGCAUUGGUUUUUUUUUUUGUGUUUUUGUUUGUUUGUUUUUUCGCAUUCAUUUGGAGUAGGAAAUAUAGUGUGAAUUAAUUGCAAGCUAUUCAGAACAAGAAAUAAAAUCAAUUUGUAGAUAUUCUGACUUCUUAAAAAUCUGCUACUUAAAAAUAGGCUGCUUAUAGCUAGUUCUGUUGUCUUUAAAAUUCUAAAAAAUAUUCCAAUUCAAAACCAUUAAUUAUAAUUUAUUAGAAAGGGAAUAUUUUAAUUGUUUGCCUGUGAGAUAAGGAAUUUAGAUAAUUCGUUGAAGGUGUGAAUUCAGUGGAUCUUUGAUGAUUGGGGUGAAGUUUGUAAGAUAUUGUGUUCAGAAAUUAUUUUGGUUAUUUUGGUGGCAUGUCAACAAGUAGCUGCAUAUUUGUGCAAUGAUAGUAUGGAUGGUGGUAGCAGUGUAGUGGUUACAGAUCUUAGCUGGUAAAAAAAAAGGGAUUCCAACUUUGGAAAGGUCGAUACACAAAUAAUUAUUGUUACUGAGUUGUACUGAUAGUUGGUUGUGGUAAAAAGCAUUUGCUAAAUGUCAACUAAAGAAGUAACAAUACUUCAAUAUAGCCCUCUAUGCCUGCAUAAGCCUUACAGAAUUCAAAAUUGAAGAUGUUUAAUGAGUAGUUGUUUCAUAUGCUGUGCAAAGAAUCCACUGUUGUGUGUCAAAUGUGAUUCUUAUGUCCUUUUAUUUAACACAAUAAUGAACAUAUACAAAAUCUGCACCAAUGAGCCACAUUAUGAUCACCUGCCUAAUAUGCUGUUGGUCCUCCACAUGCCUCCAAAACAGCCCGACCCGCAGAGGCAUGGACUCUACAAGAGCCCUGAAGGUGUCCAGUGCUAUUUGGCACCAAGUCAAUGCCAGCAGAUUCUUCAAGUCCUGUAAGUUGCAAGGUGGAGAUUCCGUGGGGUACAGCACAUCCCGCAGAUGCUCAAUCAGACUGAGAUCUGGGGAAAUUGGAGGCCAGGACAACACCUAGAACUUUUCAUCAUGUUCUUUAAACUAUUCCCGAACAAUAUGUGUAGUGUGGCAGGACGCAUGAUCCUGCUGAAAGAGGCCAUUGCCAUCAGGGAAUACCAUUGCCAUGAAGGGGUGUACCUGGUUUGCAACAAUGUUUAGGUAGGUAGCACGUGUCAAAUUAAUUCCCUCAUAAAUGGCCGGACCCAGGUUUUCCCAGCAGAACAUUGCCCAGAGCAUCAUACUCUCUCCAAUGUCUUGUCAUCUUCCCACAGUGCAUCUUGGUUCCUUCACUUCCCCAGGUAAAAGGUGCACAUGUACACGGCAGUCCAUGUAAUGUAAAAGAAUAUGGACUCAUUGGACCAGGCGACCUUCUUCGACUGUGCAAUAGUCCAGUUCCGAUGCUCACAUGGCCAUUUUAGGUUCUUUCGACAGUGGACUACGUAGCUGCUGACCUGUCAGAGUGCCCAUGAUGAUGACCCCUCAUCAUGGGCACUCUGAAAGUUAGCAGCUAAAUAGUGCCCCCAUACGCAGCAGGGUGAGAUGCACUAUGUGUUGUGACACAUUUCUCCCAUAGCACUCGUUAAAGUUUUCUGUGACUUGUGCCACAGUAGAACUUUUGCCAGUUCAGACCAGGCGAGAUAGCUUUUGUUUUUUUAUGCGCCCAACAACCUCUCGCCGGUUUGUCCCUCUUUGGACCACUGUUGGUACAGUUUCAGAGAUGCUCUGGCCCAGUCAUCUGGCCCUUGUCGCUCAGGUCUUAUCUCCUGCCCAAUUCUCCUGUAUCCAACACGUUGACCACAAGAAUUGAUUGUUCUCUUACCACUUGUCCUGUAUCGUCACCUGUAAGUGAUCAUAAUGUUUUGGCUCAUUAGUGUAAAUCGCAGACUUCUCUAGUGAAGGGCCACAAACCAAUUUCUGUUGCUUUAGAUUUUUUGCAUGUCUUUUAUAUGUCUUAAAUGCACAAAGAUGAGCUUUGUUGUGCUGGUUGAUGGAUUAUUAAAUUAUUAUAAAAAUUAUUUAUCAAAGAAGUCUCUGGAAUGCUUUACAUACUGUAACCCAGAUUUGUCAAAGGUUCCACUGUGUGUUUGAAAUAUUAAAAUUCACUGCUGUGAUUAAUGAAUGAAACUUAAAAUUCAGCAACCAUCCACUUACUUUUCUUUGUUGAUCUAUUUUGCCUAUUAAGUUUCACUUUGUCCUUUGCUUUAAGGGUGUUCAGCGUAACAGUGGUGGCUCAGCGGUUAAGGCUCUGGGUUACUGACAGAAAGGUCAGGGGUUCAAGAUCCAAGAUACCACUGUUGGGCCCUUGAGCAAGGCCCUUAACCCUAUCUGCUCCAGGGGCGCUGUAUCGUGGCUGACCCUGCGCUCUGACCCCAGCUUAGUUGGGAUAUGUGAAAACAACUGCAUUUCAUUGGCUCUGCACAAUGACAAUAAAGUUGAAUCUUAAUCUUAACAUGGAAAUCAAUUAAAUUGAUGCUUAAAUACAUUAAAACAAGAACAUUUCUAAUUGAAAUUUGCAAGCCUCAACCAUGCUUUUUAUUAGCAUUCCUGUUUUGAUGGUAAUUAUAUUACAAAAAUAAUUCAUUUAAUCCAUGUGUAAAAUAAAAUGGCAGAAAUGGCCUGUGCAUAUGAUCAGAGAGAAAGGUUAUCUACAAUUUUCUGGUUUAUUCUCUCAUUUCAAUAAUUUGAAGGUAGUUUAGACAUAGAAAGGGAAGGAUGUUUGUUGAAUUGGAGACUUCAGUCCUUAAUUAUUCCUGUAAACUUUCCCGUUCCCUGUGCCAGUUGAUGAAAUUUACCAUUAUGUGCCACUGGAAUGUCAUACAUCAUUUUUGUCACUUUUUAAUAGGGCUGUGGGAUAUGGCUGCAAAAUAUUCUCCAUAUUUUUUAGCUUAUUGACAUUAUUCAAUAAAU
Xyrauchen texanus (razorback sucker) is the source of this 5374-nucleotide messenger RNA. Its product is annotated as protein O-linked-mannose beta-1,4-N-acetylglucosaminyltransferase 2. Gene Ontology annotation, biological process: protein O-linked glycosylation via mannose. Gene Ontology annotation, cellular component: endoplasmic reticulum. The record is from RefSeq and is a predicted model, not a curated record. The transcript has 2 exons. Bases 275 to 2035 code for a protein of 586 amino acids. Gene Ontology annotation, molecular function: protein binding; protein O-acetylglucosaminyltransferase activity. NCBI's taxonomy places the organism in Eukaryota, Metazoa, Chordata, Actinopteri, Cypriniformes, Catostomidae.